AUGGAGAUCAACGAUUUUAUAUUCACUAUGUACGAAUAAGAAAUCGAUACUAAUGAAGAUAAUCUUAGUCUUUUAUAAUCAGACAGAAAUAUGCAUCUAUCAUUAUUUGGAUUGCAUAGCCCUGAACCUUCUGUUAUUGAAAAUUUUUCUAAUAAUGGAAGUUUAUUCGAUUAUAACUUCUCAAACUAUGAUAAUACUGGUACUAAAUAAUCUGAAAUUGGUAUUUGUAAAACCAAUAAAAAAAUUCGUAAAAGAAAAUAACAAAAUAGUGGACUUUUGAGCAAAAAUGAAUUCAUUAACAUUUUAGAGAGAAUAGAAUAAUGUUAAUCCAUUUAAUUUCUGUUGGAUUAACUAUCUCUUACUGUCAAAAAGAUGAAAGAUCAUUUAAAAAGAAAAAUCGCUAUGACUUACGAUUAGUGAAAUAUCUA
Molecule: messenger RNA, 428 nt
Organism: Paramecium sonneborni
Lineage: Eukaryota; Ciliophora; Oligohymenophorea; Peniculida; Parameciidae
Source: the annotation of a GenBank genome assembly